AUGUUGAUUGUAGAUGGGAUGCGUCUGAGAAUGAACUCGAUUAUAGAGCUGUGUGUACUUCCAGACAUGAACGUCCACAGCAGAAUGGUUGAUUUAAGUAGGCAAGUGAGCAAGCCUGUGUUCUUUGACACAGUUGGAAAUCUUAGAUUCGUGGCUGACGCCCUAUACAUUUUGAGCUAUAGAAAGCUCAUAAAGGCACUUCUGUCACUAAGGUCGAGGAGGGGAUUUGUGCUUUUCAUGGACUCCAUUUCGUUUCUUGCAGACAAGUCUGUGACGAACCUUCAGAGGGUCUAUAACGUCUUGUGGAUGUUGAUAUACGAGAACGAUGCCACUAUUGUUGUAUCGAAUCAUUACAAGAUUGUUAGCAGCAUGGGCGGUGUUAAAUUUGUGCCCAGGCUUGGACAAAGAUGGAAGAUGAUGGUUAGCCACAGAGUGAUGUAUGAGUAUGAAGGGAAUAAGGUUGUUGCAAGAGUCUAUAGCGAUAAGUUGUUUGAGUGA
Molecule: messenger RNA, 498 nt
Organism: Encephalitozoon hellem ATCC 50504
Lineage: Eukaryota; Fungi; Microsporidia; Unikaryonidae
Exons: 1
Coding region: 1-498 (165 amino acids)
Source: RefSeq, a predicted model, not a curated record